Sclerotinia borealis F-4128 is the source of this 864-nucleotide messenger RNA. The record is from the annotation of a GenBank genome assembly. Lineage: Eukaryota; Fungi; Ascomycota; Leotiomycetes; Helotiales; Sclerotiniaceae.
AUGUUUAACGACAUAGUAGACGGUUGCGACAAGGAUGAAAUCGACAAACAUGGAGGUUCUUAUACUUAUAUCAAGUCUGGGAAUCCGAACAAAGCUCUCGUGGCGGAAAUGAUUCCAAUAGGAUCUAUUCGAAAAGGGGAAACACAAUGCGCGGACAUGAAUGGCCACUACAGCACACCACGAGAUGAUGAUAAUUCAGGUGGGCCCACCGUUAAUGCUGCCAUCGGCCAAUGGUGUAGCGAUAACGCAGGAUCCAGAGUGGAUUGGUUGGUGUAUAAAGAUGUUUCCUGGAGAUUCCCGAUCAACAAUCUCAAAGUGCCAGACCGGAGUUCAUUCUUUCUCCAUGCGAAUUUGAACCACGACAGGUGUUAUGGGAAGACCAAGCAGGAGAUAUUCAACAAAAAUCAGUGUAUACAAGCUCUUCACGAUGGCAUGGAUAGAUGCGACGACAAAAAGACUCGUACGCAUGGACAUACUACUGCGGUUGGUUGUAUUGACUACAGUAUCGUCCUGAGCGGUAUUACGCGAGAUGGAUCUACGCCUUGGGAGGCAUCGCCCAAGUUUCCACCACCAGAGUUUGAAGCUGAUUUAGGUGGAGUUGAUACUACUCCAUCGUGUGCAAACGGACAAGCAGGAAGACCCAUCUCCGACUCGGAUUUGGACAAAGCCAUAGAUGGAUUCUGUAAGGAUGGGGCUGAAAUCAAAGGGUACGGUAAGUAUGGGGAAUACAUGAAUGACUUUCCUCCCGAAGGACAACCACAGUUUUACAACGAUGAUCUUUAUAAGAUGCAUCUUACGAUGGGAGCUGAGACUGUUGAAAAUGGUGGACCCGUACCUUAUAAGAAUAUGGGUUGGUGCAAGUAA